UGCGCCUCCUGUUUGUGUCGCCUCUUGGCACCCGGUGCAGGGGGAGCGCGGAGCUGAUAAAGCGCGUCUGCCCGGAGGGGUGGAGAGGAGGGCAGAGGCAGACAGAGGGCAGGACUGGCAGGGUGCGGUCUGUUACAGUCGCAUCUGAUCUCGGGUCACUUCCAUUUCCAUCCCAACUGAGACCCGUGCGCCACAGCGCAGCAUUCAAAAAGCCGAGCCGGGCGCCAGUAACCGCUGCGGGGACACACACUCUGACCGCGACUCUGCGCAGCCAGGAUCCGCCUGCAGACGACUCUCAACGUGCUUGCCAAGAUAAACGGAACUUCUCUAUUUAUUCCCCCUGUCUCCGCGUGGACUGAGAGAAAGCGACUUUAACAGACCUGAGAGGACGAGCACCAAGCAAAAACGCAUGCGUCUCCAAAUCCCGGGGUGCGCAAAAGGAUGGUGAGCGCUAGGUGCCCCGCAACAUCACCGUCCUAAAAGACUGGUCCUCCUCCCCCUCCAGUGAUCUUGCGUGUGGACACAAGCUGAGAUUAUAGGGGGAGGAGGUCAUCAUCUUUACCAUCUUUGACACUCCAGAUUCUUGGAGUGCCCGCUGGCACUGGUUGGUAUGAGACUCUCCAUAGCAGUGGCGCUGCUCACCGGGUGUAUCUUGUCUUUCUCGCCGGUGUAUGACAGCUGUGGACCAGGCAGAGGUUAUGGGAAGAGACGGACUCCUAGGAAGCUCACGCCCCUCGCCUAUAAGCAGUUUAGCCCAAACGUUGCGGAAAAGACGCUCGGGGCAAGCGGGAGAUAUGAAGGGAAGAUAACGCGGAACUCCGAGCGCUUUAAAGAACUAAAACCCAACUACAAUCCGGACAUCAUCUUCAAGGAUGAGGAGAACACAGGUGCGGACCGCAUGAUGACGCAGCGUUGUAUGGACAAGCUCAACUCACUGGCCAUCUCGGUCAUGAACGUGUGGCCGGGUGUACGCCUACGUGUCACGGAGGGAUGGGAUGAGGACGGGCAUCACUCUGAAGAGUCUCUGCAUUACGAGGGAAGAGCGGUUGACAUCACUACCUCGGACCGUGACCGGAGCAAGUACGCCAUGCUGGCCCGUCUGGCCGUGGAGGCCGGGUUCGACUGGGUCUACUACGAAUCCAAAGGCCACAUUCACUGCAGCGUCAAAUCAGAUCACUCCGUAGCAGUAAAAACAGGGGGUUGUUUUCCUGGCGGGGCAUUGGUGGCAAUGGAGGAUGGGACCCAGAGGCCAAUCCGUGAGCUCCGAGCAGGUGACCGUGUCCUGGCCUCCACAGAAAGUGACGGGACCGGUGACCUCACCUACAGCGACGUCCUCACCUUCCUGGACCGCAGCCCCGUUACCCAGAAGCCUUUUUUUGUGAUCAGCACUGAGGACGGUGUCAGUGUCUCUUUAACGGCCGCUCAUCUACUGUUUGUGUGGCUUGGGAACUGCUCCGGAGAGCAUCAGCCAAUGAAAGGAGACCUCCGGACAGCCUACGCCAGUGACGUGCAACCAGGGCAGUGCUUGCUGACCGUGGACGAGCAAAAUGUUGGAGAACUAAGAAAGCGCAUUUCACGUGUCACUCGAGUGGAGUUGGGCGAGGACCAGGGUGCUUACGCCCCGCUCACGGCCCAUGGCACUUUGGUGGUGAACGGGGUCAUGACCUCGUGUUACGCAGUGGUGAACAGACAACAGCUGGCUCACUGGGCGUUUGCUCCUCUCCGUCUGCUGUACAAAUGGACCGGACCUGAUCAUAUCAAUAAGAUGGGCUUACACUGGUACUCUCGAGUACUGCUGAGAGUGGGAUCACUUGUGCUAGACCCAGAACUGUUUCACUCGUGGGGUUUAGAGGAUCAUGAAAGAUGAUGGAUCGAAACACAAAAGGCCAAAAAUGUAAAUGUUGGAAGCUCAGGGUUUAUGACUAGCCUACGUUAGAAAAAGUGAUUACCAUAAGCAAAGACUUUUUUUUAACAAUGCAAAAGGUGAAAUGUGUCAUUUCUGCGGCACCAAAUGGUUUGGCAAUGAAUAUGUUCCCAAACAUUUCCUGUCUUCUGUUGGUUGGAAAAAAGAUGCAUGCCAUUGGUUGAGCCAAUGUUGCCGUGAAGGACUAGUUGGGAUGCAUCUCAAAUAAACAGCGCACACAGAGGAAACACGGCUACAAUUAAGUUAUUUAUAGAUGUCUCUACAAGUUAAGCUACGAUAAGAGAUAAAACAAAAUUACAAUUUUAACUGGAAAAGAUUACAUAGUGACCUCUGGUCUUGCUUCUUUCGGGAAUUGUAAGAGACCAAUUAUUGUUUUGUGUCUUAUGUAUGUUUGUGUCCCUAUUCUCGUAAUCCAAUGUCUUUCCUUAUUCGAUUCU
Molecule: messenger RNA, 2361 nt
Organism: Paramisgurnus dabryanus
Lineage: Eukaryota; Metazoa; Chordata; Actinopteri; Cypriniformes; Cobitidae
Gene: ihhb
Product: Indian hedgehog signaling molecule b
Biological process (GO): intein-mediated protein splicing; protein autoprocessing; cell fate specification
Molecular function (GO): patched binding; calcium ion binding
Source: RefSeq, a predicted model, not a curated record